Heterostelium album PN500 is the source of this 1479-nucleotide messenger RNA. RefSeq lists its product as uncharacterized. Gene Ontology annotation, biological process: rRNA methylation. Lineage: Eukaryota; Evosea; Eumycetozoa; Acytosteliales; Acytosteliaceae. Bases 1 to 1479 code for a protein of 492 amino acids. Gene Ontology annotation, molecular function: rRNA (guanine-N2-)-methyltransferase activity. The record is from RefSeq and is a predicted model, not a curated record. The transcript has a single exon.
AUGUUAUCUUUAUCAAAAUCUUUAUCAUUUAUAUCAAAUAGAUCUUAUUUAAAAAACAUAAAUAUAUAUAAAUCAAUAUCAUAUACAUCUAGUAUAGGUAUUAGUAAUAGUAGGAAUUAUAGUAGUAGUAAUAGUAAUAAUAAUAAUAAUAUAGAAGAAGAUUUAGAAUUUGCAAAAAAUCAAUGGAAUUUAGAAAAGAAUAAAAAGAAACAGAAUUUACAUUUAAAUAAAGUAUUGAAGGAUUUGAAAAAUAAUGAUAGUGAAAUCAAUCAGCUGAUUGGAAAUAAUAGUGGUAGUUUCAAUGAUGAUAUGGAAACAGGUAGACCAAAGAAAAAGAUGACCAAUACAAAUAAAUUACAGCAACAACAGCAACAAAGAGAAAAGAUUGAAUUCAAAAGAGUUGAUAAUAGUGAUAUGAUGGAAAGUUUGGAGGUUGAUCGUGUACCACGUGGUAACAGACCACAACAGUUUGCUGGCAGUAGUGAGCAAGAGAGAAGAGAUACGAAGGAUCCUGCAUACUACCGUGAGAUUGCACCGGGCAUCGCAGUGAAUCCUUCGCUCUCAAAGAUAAACAAGCAACAGACCGUGGUUUCAUCGACAACCGGUGAUUCCGAGGUGGAAAAUGCAAAGCGACUGGCAACGGAACUCGGACUUGACUAUUUACCGUUGAAUCAGGUUGAGUCGUUGCCAGAGCAAUUCUUUGGUUACCAACUGGUGUUGUGUGUCACACCGAGCGCCACCACGUUGAACGACACUGAGAUGUUUGAAGCAAAGAGUGGAAAGAUCAAGCGGAAACUAAAGUGUGAGGUAUCAGUGGAUUUCACUGCUGGUCAACUGCAAUUCAAAACUGAACACAAGACAUACGCGAAAUCACCGAUGAUUCGUGCACUGCGGCUGAGUGGCGGAUCGAUGCCCAAGACGGUGCUCGACGUCACCGGUGGACUUGGAAAAGACAGCUGGAUUAUUGCGUCAUUUGGCAGCGCUGUGACAAUGGUCGAACGUAAUCCAAUUCUCCACUAUCUCGUUAGCCAAGCACUGGAGAAAGCGAAACUCGAUGAGAAUACUCGCGAGAUAGCUGAGCGUAUCACCCUGGUAAAGUCGGAUUCCAUCGAGUAUCUGGUGUCGGUAAUCAAUCGUGAGCCAGAACUGCAACCCGAUGCCAUCUACAUGGAUCCAAUGUAUCAGUCGCGCGAGGACGACGAGAAAGCAGCACUCUCCAAGAAGGAUAUCAGAGCGAUAAGAAAGUUGGUUGGUGGUGACCGUGAGUCGAAACUCUUAUUUGCCUUGUCAAAGCGUAUUGCACAACAGCGAAUCGUUUGGAAGAAACCAAAACGUGUAUUGCCAGUGGUGGGUAUCGACACUUCCUACCGUUCUAGAGACACCCGAUUCGACGUUUAUUUAACUUCCACCAAGAAAUUGAAUUUCAGUAAACCACCACCCACACAAGAAAAGGACGAUCAAUCACUUGAUCACCAAUAA